Dromiciops gliroides (monito del monte) is the source of this 1864-nucleotide messenger RNA. RefSeq names its product serpin family B member 2 (gene SERPINB2). Lineage: Eukaryota; Metazoa; Chordata; Mammalia; Microbiotheria; Microbiotheriidae. The record is from RefSeq and is a predicted model, not a curated record. The coding region runs from base 73 to 1320 and encodes 415 amino acids. Gene Ontology annotation, molecular function: serine-type endopeptidase inhibitor activity. Gene Ontology annotation, biological process: negative regulation of endopeptidase activity. The transcript is spliced from 8 exons.
GUAAACUGAAGUAAGCCAGAGGGAAACCUUAGCUGUCAAGCAAACAGCACCUCAGUCUCCAAGGUUGAAACAAUGGAAGGUGUGCAGGCAGCAAACACAGAAUUUGCCCUUGACUUUUUCAAGCAUCUGAAUCAAAAAAAUAAUAAUCAGAAUGUCUUCUUUUGCCCUUGGAGUAUCUCAUCUACCUUAGCCAUGGUCUAUAUGGGUGCCGAGGGCAAUACGUCAGACCAGAUGGCAGAGGUACUUCGGUUUAAGACUGGAAGAGAUGAGGUUGGCUUCCCUCGGAUGCCAAGUAUGGAUACAGGCUGUGGGAUGAUGCAGCAGAACCUGAAGCAACACUACCCUCUUGCCAUUCAGAAGGCACAAGCUGGAAACAAUAUCCACUCCUCCUUCAAGGCUCUCAGUGCUGCUAUCAACCAACCUUCAGAUGAUUAUCUUCUUGAAAGUGCCAAUAAGCUGUUUGGAGAGAAGUGUUCAAAAUUCAAAGAAGAAUACCUGAGGCGUUGCGAGGAAUAUUAUUCUGCAGAACCACAACCUGUUAACUUUAGACAAGAUGCGAAUGGAGCUAGAAAGGAGAUCAACUCCUGGGUUGAAACUCAGACAAAAGGUAAAAUUCCAGAACUGUUACCCGAGGACUCUGUGGAUGACAAGACCAGAUUGGUCCUGGUAAACGCUGUUUACUUCAAAGGAAAAUGGAAAACUCCUUUCGAGAGUAAAGCAAAGAAACCACAGCCUUUCCGAGUGACUUUGACUGAGCGUAAGCCUGUACAGAUGAUGUACCUGAAAGCUAAGUUGCACAUUGGCUACAUACAGGAACUGAAGGCUCAGAUUCUGGAACUCCCCUAUGCUGGUGAGGUCAGCAUGUUUGUCCUGCUUCCUGAUGAAAUUGCUGACUCAUCCACUGGGUUGGAAUUGCUAGAAAGAGAAAUUACCCACAAAAAACUUAAUGAGUGGAUGCAAAAAGCCACCAUGGAGAGUGACGAUGUUCAUGUGUUCCUGCCCAAGUUCAAGUUGGAAGAAAAUUAUGAACUCAAGUCCCUCCUGCAGAGCAUGGGAAUGGAAGAUGCGUUUAGCAUAAGCGAAGCCGAUUUUUCUGGAAUGUCAGAGAAUAAUGAUCUCUUUCUGUCCCAAGUGUUCCACCAAGCUGUGGUAGAUGUCAAUGAAGAGGGCACAGAGGCAGCUGCUGGCACUGGGGCUGUCAUGACGGGGCGGACUGGCCAUGUUGGACUUCAGUUUGUGGCAGAUCAUCCUUUCCUUUUCUUUAUCAGGCAUAACAAAACCAAUACCAUCCUUUUCUUUGGCAGAUUCUGCUCCCCCUAAAAUGGAAACAUUCUGCCUUUGCACAGUAUCUUAUGCCAUGAGCAGAAAACCUCAAAACUGUUAUCUAGCAGUGCAAAAGUUUGGAGGCUUUUCAUUGUGUUCCUGUUUCUCUGGGCAAGUUUUGUAGAUUAGGAAUGAUUAACUGCUCUCGUUGCUAUAAUAGAAAUGGAAAGAAUGAUUUGCACACUUGAAGUGGGAUGAGCAUGGCUUUGACGGUCCCCUCUUAGUUUAUUGUAGGGUAUAGUUUUUGCUAUGUUAUUUAUUAUUUUAUAAUAUGAUAUUUUAUAAAUAUUAACAGCCAUUUUUCUGAGUAAAAAACUAAUGAAGCUGCAGUCUGCCAAUAGGAAAACUGGCCUAGUAAUAAUGUAUUUAGUCAUUAUUUCCUGCAAUUAAUGGUUGGAAAAUGUUCCCCUUCAACAACUCCUUGGGAAAAUUAGAAUAACUAAAAUGUACAAAGGAAAAAAACUUUUGAAGGAAAAUUAAAUUAUAUCUAAAUAAAUGUCAUAUAAAUUUCUAAUAUCAGCAUAGAGACGUAACUGAAAUG